Messenger RNA from Argiope bruennichi, 492 nucleotides. RefSeq lists its product as uncharacterized. The coding region runs from base 159 to 389 and encodes 76 amino acids. Lineage: Eukaryota; Metazoa; Arthropoda; Arachnida; Araneae; Araneidae. The transcript is spliced from 4 exons. The record is from RefSeq and is a predicted model, not a curated record.
CUAGUGAACAAAAUUUAAACUACGUUUACGAAACAAGAGAACAGAAAGUGCAUCAUUGAUAAUAUUUGUAGCGAAUAUCUAUGUGAUGUGUUCGUUUUGAUAUUGGAGUGCUGGAGUAUCAUUGAUUUUUGAGUGCAAUUUUAUAUCUUAGUAACAAAAUGGAUGUUCAAAGAAAGCAGAUGAAAUAUCCAUAUACUUAUGCAGCUAAAAUAGCUCGAUUUCCAUACAAGUUUCACUGGGACAACUUUUGGCUGCCUAGAUUUCUAGUUGGAUCAGUAAUUUUAACUUUUCCAUUCUUCUUAUUUAUCCAUAGGAAAGUUAAUACACCCGAAAAUAAGGCUUUCUGGGCUGAAAAGCACAAGCAAGAACGACAGUAUCACUUCCAUUGAAUACAUAAGAGCAGUGAAAUGUUGUAGGAAGUUUUGGAUAUUUCUUGUGUAUUAGUCUGAAAAAAAAGAAAAAGAAUUCAAUAAAUAAUAUAUAUAAUCUGAA